UACUCGGUCGGUCUUGUCACGUCGUACCGGCUAAACUGUAUAAAUACACCUUUCGAUCGGAAUGGAAUCGGUUAAUCGCGGAUAGGUCUUCGACCGAGCAAGAUGGGUACGCGGCCAACGUUUCUUUGUCUGGUGACCGGUGUCACUUUGGUGGCGGCACUACUGUUAGCGGAAGCGCAAGGCCAACAGCAGGCACGUAUCGUAUGCUACUUUAGCAACUGGGCCAUCUACCGACCGGACGUCGGACGGUACACGAUCGACGACAUUCCUGGUGAGAUGUGCACCCACAUUAUCUACUCCUUCAUUGGCGUGGACGACAGCAACUACAAGGUGCUGGUGAUCGACCCGGAAGUGGAUCUGGAACAGAAUGGAUUCAGGAACUUUACCGACCUGAAGAGUAAAUACACGAACGCAAAGUUUAUGAUCGCCGUUGGCGGUUGGGCGGAAGGUGGGAAGAAGUACUCGCAGAUGGUGGCGGUGAAGGAGAGGCGCGAUUCAUUCAUCGAUAGCGUGAUACAGUUCAUGAAGGCGUACGAUUUCGACGGGUUCGAUCUGGACUGGGAAUAUCCGGGCGCUGCGGAUCGUGGUGGCAGUUUUAGUGAUAAGGACAAGUUCUUCUACUUUGUCGAGGAACUGCGAAGAUCAUUCGAUCGCGUCGGUCGAGGAUGGGAGAUCACGAUGGCCGUGCCGGUGGCAAACUUCCGUUUGCAGGAGGGUUAUCACGUGCCGGAACUGUGUGAGAAUCUAGAUGCAAUCCAUUGCAUGACGUAUGACUUGAGAGGAAACUGGGCUGGAUUCGCCGAUGUGCACAGUCCGCUGUACAAGCGGCCGCAUGAUCAAUAUGCCUACGAUAAAUUGAAUGUCAACGAUGGAGUUCAGCUUUGGGUCAACUAUGGCUGCCCACCGAACAAGUUGGUUAUCGGAGUUCCAUUCUACGGAAGAACCUUCACCUUGAGUGACAGUACUAAGAAUCCCACUCUGGGAUCUUAUAUCAAUAAGGAAGCCGGCGGAGGUGCUCCUGGUCCGUAUACUAAUGCCAGUGGUUUUUUGGCUUAUUACGAGAUUUGUACGGAAGUCCAAGAUGAGCAAAAAGGAUGGACCAAAAAGUGGGACGACGUCGGCCUUUGUCCUUAUACCUACAAGGACACUCAGUUCGUCGGAUACGAAGAUGUCGAAUCACUAGAGCACAAGAUGGCAUGGAUCAAACAGAAGGGUUAUGCCGGGGCUAUGACUUGGGCCAUCGAUAUGGAUGACUUCCAUGGUAUGUGUGGUCCAGAGAAUGCUCUGAUGAAGGUGCUUUAUGACCACAUGAAAGAUUACACCGUUCCCGAACCUACAGUUACAACAACACCAAGGCCUGAAUGGAACCGACCUCCAUCGACGCAAUCUUCUGUUCAAGAGGUUCCCCUGGCGGCCGGACCUACAACCACAACGACUCGUCGUCCUAAGCCAACAACCACGGCUGCUAAGCGGACCACCCGAAGGACUACAACAACAACCACCACUACACCUGCUCCGGAUAUCUCGGAAGAGGAAGAGGAUCGGGAGCCCGAACCAGCUCCAGCUCCUGCCCCAAUUCCAGCGCCGGUUGACUACGAAGACGCAGACAACAUCGAUUGUUCCGGAGGUCAAGACUACGUGGCGUCGGCGGAUUGCACCAAGUACUACCGCUGCGUGCAUGGACAACCGAUUGAGUUCUCAUGUAAAUCGAAUACGGCUUUCCACACGGUGUUGAAUGUUUGCGACUGGACCGAGAAUGCCGAUCGGGCCGAGUGUCGGAGUGAAGCGAAGACUGUCAAGGACUUCAUGCUGGAUGCUACGGCCGCACAGUCCGUUAACCAGAAGGAAACUAUUAAGGAUAAGAAUACUGAUGCUGACGGUGCACCGGCGACUAGCAGUCAGAAAAAUAAAACGGUUUUCGAUUGGCAAGAGACACCAAAAUGCAUUCCGAAUUCGAAGCUGAAGAUAAUUCCCGAGAAAAAGGAUCCCUCGCCAAAUACUAGUGAGGAAGAGGAAUCGGCGGCCGAAUAUUCGGUCGAGUCAGAUGCUAGGCCAACCAAAGCUCAGGUGGCUGCCCGUCAGGUAUUGUCAAAGAAACUUCCGAUCUUCAGCGGUAAGGUGGAGGAAUGGCCGCUUUUCUUCAGUAGCUACGUCAACUCUACGGAGGCAUGUGGAUUUACGGAUGUGGAGAAUCUGGUGCGGCUUCAGGAAUGCCUCAAAGGUCCUGCCCUGGAUUCAGUAAGAAGCCGGUUGCUGCUUCCGAAAGCCGUGCCUCAAGUGAUUGAGACUUUGCGCAUGCUGUACGGACGUCCAGAACAGCUCAUUCAUACUUUGUUGAACAAGGACAGCAUGGAACUUAAGGAUAGUGUGUUGUUGUUUACAGUAGCACUAUGUGCCACAGUUGCCCUAGUUGAGGCGAUCAAUGAUGCGCAAUCUCGGCGGUUGGUCUGCCACUAUACGACCUGGUCCCAGGGUCGCUCCGGACAGGCAUCAUACCGCGUUGAGAACGUCCCGGGAAACCUCUGCACCCAUGUGGUAUACAAUUUUAUUGGUAUCGAUGAGGAUACGUACGAGCUGAAGCCACUGCAGCGUGAGAUCGACAUCGUACAAAACGGGUUCGGCCGGUUCGUUGAUCUGAAGAAAAACUUUCCCACACUGAAAACGACGAUCGCCGUUGGAGGGUGGGCCCAUGGUGGGGAGAAGUUUAGCAGAAUGGCUGCCUUCAGGAAGCGCAGGCAAACGUUUGUACAAAGCGUGGUAAAGUUUUUGGAACAGUACGGUUUUGAUGGACUGGAGAUUGCGUGGCUAUAUCCGGGAAACCCUGAACGAGGUGGUAAUGGAAACGAUAAAGACAAUUUGGUUUACUUGGUGGAGGAAUUGAAGCGAGCCUUCCAGAAGAUCGGUAAAGAUUGGGAGGUGACAGUUCAAGUACCGUUGGAUAAAAGCAGGCUUGAUAUUGGCUACGACAUUGCCGAUCUAUGCGAGGCUGCAGACUUUGUUCAUCUCAUCGGAUAUGAUCUCCGCGGUUGGUGGAACAAUUUUGCCGACGUCCAUAGCCCCAUGGCCGAUCGCUCGCACGAUCUGGGCAACUUCCGUGGAAUCAACAUUCAGGAUGGUGUGCAGCAUUGGCUCACGAACAGAUGUCUGCCAAAUAAAAUGGUGCUAGGUGUUCCAUUGUUUGGUAGAACGUACACCUUGGCCAAUCCUCAACAGAAUGGCAUCGGAUCGCAAACGACGGGUGCUGGAGCGGCUGGCAAAUACACCCACGAAGCGGGAUACCUUGGGUACUGUGAAAUUUGCCCGAAGUUUAUCUCGCGAUCACCUUGGCCAACAUUGUGGGAUGACGUAGGCAAGUGCCCUUAUACCUACCGAGGUCGCGAGUGGAUAGGAUAUGAGAAUGAGCAAUCUCUCGAGGAGAAGAUAAAGUAUGCCAAGGAAAAGCAGUUGGCUGGUAUAUAUGCAUUCUCUUUGGAUUUGGACGACUAUCUAGGGGAUUGUUCGGAUGAACCCUACCCAUUGACCCGGAAGUUGAACGAAUAUAUUGAGAAGGAUGAUGACGAUUUCGGCGGUUUCUUGGGUCGACCAUCCGAAUAAUGAGAUGAGUUGAAAUAAACAGACGUAG
Ochlerotatus camptorhynchus is the source of this 3622-nucleotide messenger RNA. RefSeq lists its product as uncharacterized. Gene Ontology annotation, biological process: chitin catabolic process; carbohydrate metabolic process. The record is from RefSeq and is a predicted model, not a curated record. The coding region runs from base 103 to 3594 and encodes 1163 amino acids. Gene Ontology annotation, molecular function: chitin binding; chitinase activity. The transcript has 11 exons. Gene Ontology annotation, cellular component: extracellular region. NCBI's taxonomy places the organism in Eukaryota, Metazoa, Arthropoda, Insecta, Diptera, Culicidae.